AUGGUGUGCCCAUCGGGGACUCCAGACGUUGCUGAGUGCAAGGGUGACCAUGCAACCAAAUGCAUUCCUGUCGGUUCGCUGCUAUCCGGAGACGCUAGCAACAUUAAGUGGGAGGACUUGAGCAAGAUUAAUGAGCAAUGCACGCAAAAGGUUUUGACAAUCCCGAAAAUUAACUUUCCAUACGUCGAUGAAGGGUUCGUUGUCGGGUGCGUUGCAAGCGAGCAAAGCAAAUGCACCGUGAAUGUGGCAAUCAGUGCACGGGCUACAGUGACAGAGGACAGGACAGUCAAGUGUGCAUACGGAACGGGCAGCAAUGCCAAGCAUCACGAGAUCAGACUCAGCCCAUCUCAAAACAGCUUCACCAUAAUGUGCGGGGACAAAGGCGAGGUCCUGCCGACGAACUACAGCACAGCAUUCUGUCCUAUUCUGGACAAGAAUGCAGAUGCCAAAACGGAAUGCAGCGAAAGCUAUACAUCUGUUCUUCCCGCAUAUACGGAGGGCUGGUGGAAGACGGACAGCCAGAACUCGUUCGUUCUUACCAUCCCGUCCGAUAAGUUCCCGGAAAACGAGGCGAAGAUUAUGGUGGGAUGCCAGAAAAUGGACAAGGUGGCCGAGAAGAAAGAACCGACACCCGGUCCCACCUCCAGUGUUUGUAGUGUCGAGGUGACCAUCGAGGGCUCUGGGGCGCCCAGUUCAUCUGCGACGGUAUCACCAGGGAUCCUUGCCGUCAUCGUCCUGGUUGCAGGAGCAGCGAACGCUAUUUCCUCGAAGUCUUACAUUGUCUAG
This is a messenger RNA of Besnoitia besnoiti, 786 nucleotides long. Its product is annotated as SAG-related sequence. Lineage: Eukaryota; Apicomplexa; Conoidasida; Eucoccidiorida; Sarcocystidae. The coding region runs from base 1 to 786 and encodes 261 amino acids. The record is from RefSeq and is a predicted model, not a curated record. The transcript has a single exon. Gene Ontology annotation, cellular component: membrane.